Osmerus eperlanus (European smelt) is the source of this 1736-nucleotide messenger RNA. RefSeq lists its product as uncharacterized. Lineage: Eukaryota; Metazoa; Chordata; Actinopteri; Osmeriformes; Osmeridae. The coding region runs from base 319 to 1164 and encodes 281 amino acids. The transcript has 5 exons. Gene Ontology annotation, biological process: protein insertion into mitochondrial inner membrane from matrix. Gene Ontology annotation, cellular component: mitochondrial inner membrane. Gene Ontology annotation, molecular function: ribosome binding. The record is from RefSeq and is a predicted model, not a curated record.
AUUAAACAUAAUAUUCAACAUUUAUGAUACAUUAUGCAAGCGUCCACUUUACAGAGCAGAAAUGUACAUACCCACCAAGUCUAGAUACGUUAAUACAUGGUGCAGUACAUCUUCUGGCUAACAAGUGGACGCUUAGCUCCCUCUACUGGAUAUUUGUAAUAAACCCCGUUGUUUUGGAUUUUACCAUAAGCAUUAUGGGUACAGCAUGGGAUAGUUGCAUAAGGUAGCCGGAAGAGCUCCUUCUUGAGAGUAGCCGUUGUGCUCUGCUUUUAAAUUCAAAAUGCAACAUCUACUAUUGUGUUUACUAUUUUCUGGUGCAUGAUGCAACGAAUUACGAGUUUUGCUACAUACCGUCAACUCGGAGGAAUUGCAACGCGUCAGUGCUUUGCCUGCCCUUGGAAAAAGCAUUCACCUAAGCGGUCGCAGUGUUGUACGGAGGCAUGUAUGUUUAGUCUGUGGAGUACACGUCCCCUGGUCAGAGAUCCAGUCUCAUUUAAUUGCGGCUUGUAUGAACUGAGACGACAGAGUACGCAUUUCGCUUUUCAGAAUUACAGACAUUACUGCACGAGCGACAAUGACCGGAAGAGCACAAAGGGGCAUCCAACCAUCUCAGUGGUUGGGAGUCCAGAUCCAAUUACGUGGAUCAUAAAUAAAUUAUUCAUUAUCUUAAUAGAACUUGUUUUUGAAUUGGGCCUUACCACUGUGGAUUUUGACAAUGGAGUGAAGCAGGCAUUGGUCCAUGUCUCCAACAUGAUGUCCACUGGCAACUUUGAGGAACUAAGGGGUGUGGUGUCCAAUGAGACAGUGGACUAUGUCGAGAAGAAGUGCAAGACCCUAUCAGAAGCUCAGAGACAACAACUGGCUAUCUCUUUAGAUGACAUUUUAUUUCUGCUUCCAGAGGAUGUGUGUGUUGUCUUUGAUAAACGUGGUGGAAGAUCCUGCGUCAUAGAGAUGCGGUUCUGGUACCUGUCCAAAACCAAUGCUCCAGAUGAUCCAGAGAGUACAAAGAUCUUCAAAAUAGCUACCACAGAGGAUAGUGACAAAUCACAGAAAAUAGUGACAGCUGUCUAUGAGUUCCACCAGGAGCUGACCAAGGGGGCAGAUUCAAACUGGACCAUCACCAACAUCUGGCACUGGGACUGGGGAAUAGCAUUAAAUGAGUGAUAACUAGACAAGCCUUAAGAGCAUCUUUAUUAAGAUAUAUCAUCAAACUAUUGGUUUAUAAGGAAGGUGAAAUUAUAUAUCAUGUACACACUGUGGAAAAUAUUCAAAACUCCCCAAACAUUAUCCACUGACUGGAUAAUAUCAAAAGAUAGAUCUGCUGUUUGUUGAACACAGUGCUAACUAAUCUAUUGUAAACAAACAGAACCACAACUUAAAACAUAAAGGUACCUCAUGACUCUGACUUGUCCCCUGAUUUGUUAGGAAUAUCCUUCAAAGUCUCCAAGAAGUACUGGCUCAACAUAAACCUGUUAUGUUGACACCAAUCGAUGCCUUAUUCUAUUUGAAAUGCUAUUUCCCCAUUAUCUACAGUAGUUUGGUCUACAGCAUAUGUGCACAUUGUUUCAUACAUGUGUCCACAUCUUGGCAUGAACUACUGUUAUUCAUUGUCAAGUCAAUGUAUACAUUUCGCGGAAGGUGUUAGCAUUUCACGGUAUACAAAUGGUAGUUCAGACCUUAACCUGAUGAGUGGUAUCAGAAUCAUUUAAUUAAAAAAAGUUUACACACAAACUAAA